UUGCCUAGGGCCGUAUUAUUUUACCCCAAUUCCUCCAUACCAAACAAAACCUCUGUACCACUUUCUUUUACCUCGAGUUAGAUUGAAAAUGGGUGAUUUCAAAAUCUUGAAGUACUAUGUCAGACAAAGACGUUGGAGGUUGAGCGAGGGUGAUGGAGAAGACAGGUUGAGUUCACUCCCAGACGUCAUUCUCACCGACAUUCUUUCUCGCCUCUCAAUCCAUUCCGCCGCUGCCACAUCCGUCUUAUCCCACCGUUGGCGCCGCCUCUGGACCGGUGUCUUCCGCCUCAAUCUCUGUUUUCAGAAAAGUUCGGAAUUCACCAAAAUAAUCGACCAUAUCCUACAACAGGUUACAUCUCGAAAACUCCGCGACUUUAAUCUUGAUUUGUCAAAUGUAUAUGUCACACCGAAAUCUAGUGCAAUAGAAUCAUGGUUCCGUGAUCUUUGCAGCCGAAAUGUGGAGACUAUCAUUUUUAAUGCAGUAUAUAAACAUGAAGAUACCCUUUCCUUCCGUUUUCCUGCUUGUCUGGUUAAUUCUCAAUCUCUGGUAAUUUUGAGAUUAUGUAGUAGUUUGUUAGAAUUGAAGUUGCCUGAAAACGGGAAUUUGUCUUUUCAACUCCCUAAUUUGAAGGAAAUUCGCCUGUACUUCCUUGUUAAUUUCCCUCUUUGGUUGGGGAUUCUAAUUAGUUCUUGCCCACUUUUGGAAGAUUUGUAUUUGUUGUUCAACUUGCUCUAUUUGCCCGAACCUGAUACUGUUGUGCGUAUAAUUGCCCCCAAUUUGAAGUCAUUUUCUAUAUGUAUGUCAUAUUUGACUGAGCAAGUCGAGCGAUACAGAGUUGUUAUUGAUGCACCCAAAUUGGAAAACCUUGACGUCGAAGAUUGGACUUCAAUUUAUUGCUUUCUCCAGAAUCCAACUAAAUUAGUCAAAGCGUAUAUUAGAUUGGAGAGUGAAUUCAUAUCUUUUGGGGAAGAGGAAGGAGGGAAUGAAGAAACUAAUUAUGUUAAGGAGAUGUCCAAGUUUAUUGGAGGAUCGUGUAAUGUUAACAACCUUGUGCUGAUGCUAAAGAGCAGUACAAAUACAUUAACAUACCUUAAUUCUUUUGAUCUGCCAGUCUUUUCUAAUUUGACCUAUCUCGAAACAAACUUUUUAAAGGUUUUGCUGGUUUCUUUACAUUGUUUUCCCAACCUAGAGCAUCUUAAGGUGCGCCUAUAUUCAGGUGAUUGCCCAAUAGAGCAAAGGAAUUGGUGCGCACCGGAUUCUAUUCCAGAUUGUUUAGUGAGUAAGCUUAAGACUAUACAAAUAAGCGGAUUACAGGGGGUUGGUGAUGAACUCAUACUGCUAGCAUACAUUCUAUGUAAUGCAGUUGUUUUGAAAAGUCUUAUUGUAAAUGUUUAUAUGAAGGACGCAGUUUAUACCAGAGAUGAACGUGGAAAAGCGUAUGCAGUGUGGAAGGAAUGCCAAUUUUGUAGGUCAAUUUUUGAGUUUCCAAGAAGCUCCUCAGCUUGUGAGGUUGUGGUUUCAUGUAGGUAUGUCACAGCAUCAGGUAAUGCCCUGCAAAAUGGACGCCUUACAUGUGAAAUGUAUGUGGGCCAAGGAUUUCUUUGAAAAUAACCAAGGUAUGAAUAAAUAAACCUGAUAUAUUCGACUUCUUGUUUUUCAAGUGCCAGCGAUCAAGCUUAUGGGUUGCAGGUUAGACUACUCAGGCCCUUCUUGAAAUGGUAUGUAUAAGGAAUUCAGGAUUCAGGGUGUGUAGCCUUGCAAUGUUUUGGUCUUUUUUGUGAAUAAUAUGUUUUAACUUCUUCUGAUAUUACAGUGAUUAAUGUAAAUUCUAGUUCUUUCACUUCUCUUUAUGGUUAUGGUGAAUCUUUGAUUUGUA
Spinacia oleracea (spinach) is the source of this 1877-nucleotide messenger RNA. Its product is annotated as F-box/FBD/LRR-repeat protein At5g22660-like. The record is from RefSeq and is a predicted model, not a curated record. Lineage: Eukaryota; Viridiplantae; Streptophyta; Magnoliopsida; Caryophyllales; Amaranthaceae. The coding region runs from base 89 to 1606 and encodes 505 amino acids. Gene Ontology annotation, molecular function: protein binding. The transcript has a single exon.